Stomoxys calcitrans (stable fly) is the source of this 11692-nucleotide messenger RNA. RefSeq names its product dynein axonemal heavy chain 12 (gene Dhc62B). Gene Ontology annotation, biological process: microtubule-based movement. The transcript is spliced from 12 exons. Gene Ontology annotation, molecular function: minus-end-directed microtubule motor activity; dynein intermediate chain binding; ATP binding. NCBI's taxonomy places the organism in Eukaryota, Metazoa, Arthropoda, Insecta, Diptera, Muscidae. Bases 1 to 11607 code for a protein of 3868 amino acids. Gene Ontology annotation, cellular component: dynein complex. The record is from RefSeq and is a predicted model, not a curated record.
AUGUUUUUUAAAAUUCUUAGCUAUGCCCCCUUGCGUCUGAAGCAAAAACUACCCAAUUUGGUCAAGCUAUAUAUGCAAGAUGUACACGAUGAGUUUGAUCGCCUGAUGAAGAUCUAUAGCAUGAAAAAAAUUCUCGUCAAACCGGAAAUGGAGCAUGAAGAUCCGGCAGACUUCCAUUUGCCCAAGGCCGACUUUCGUUUCUCUUUGCCGGGGAAGACACAAAACUAUCAGAAAUACGUGACAAAUCGGCGCAGAAUUGGGCAGAGACUUUUGAUUUUACAGGCACCGGUGAGAUAUGUCCUCAAUUCUACCGAAUUGGAAUUCCCUGAGCUGUUGAUAAUCUUUGAGCCUCUGCAGAUUACUGUGGGCCAGGCUGCCGCAGUGCAACUUGGCUUGGGUCAACGUGAGUGUAUUUCGCAUAAAGCUCUGCUUAAGUACUGCCGCACUUCCUUGGACAAUUACAGCACUUUUUUGCGUUGGACUUGGUAUCCCAAGAUUAUCAACAUCAUUCGCAGAAUGCACAAGAAGCGAGCAGUUCCAUCUAGACUAUGGCCCCUGACGUUCCUAUGUGUCGAAGGCCUCAUCAAUCGCCAGUUAAACAAUUUGAAGCAACGAACCCUUAGUGAGUUGCUGAGGAUUUGCUCGGAUGGGCAGAAAAUACCGAUGCUACGCCUCAACCUCAUUUGCUAUGACGAGGGAGACGGCAUCGAUAUAAGUCCUAGUUUCGAGGAAAUUCAAGACACCUAUGUGACCAUAGUCAGAGAGAUAGCAGAGGUGGGCAAUCGCAUGGAACCCAUACAACCCCAAAUAGAUCCCUCCACUGUCAAUCAAGCCGCUGAAUAUCUGCGAAUAAAUCUCAAUGAGAAUUUCCUCAACGAGUUCAUAGAAGACCUAAAGGAAGUUAUAUAUCGAACCUAUCAGCCCAUACAGGCCUACUUGGAAGCGUAUCAGCGCAAAUACUAUGGUCUUUUUAGUCAGGAAGUAAGUGAGGAUUUGGAUCGUUUCCUUGCUGAGCCCAAAGCCUUCGAAGACUAUUUCAAGAAAAUCGACUCCUACUUCGAAUACAUCAACAUGCUGCGCAGUGAGCCCAAACAGGACUUCUUUCUUUUGGCCAUAGUGAACAAUGAACAGUGUAUAAAGCGGCUACGCCAAGUGGCAGAUGGUCAUAUAGCCCGCAUAACUGCCGAGAUUACCAAGGAGCACAUUAAAAACGAGCUAUCCAUAUGUGCCGAGUUCGAAAGCAUCAAGGAACGGGCUUUGGAAGUACCCAAAACCACCGAAGAACUUUUGACCAGCUCCGAAUACAUGAUACACGUGAAGAAGGAGAAACUUUUCGAGAUGCGCGAUCGCAUACAAUACACCCUCCAAGUGGGCACCAAUUUGGUGGAAUUGUGCGAGAUGUCCUCCUACCAUUUUGACCUUACCAUCACCACCAUCAAUUGGUUGAAUGGCAUCAACGAGAUCUGCGAUUAUAACGCAUCACAGCAGGAGAACUACAAAGCCCUGUUUGAGGAACAUCUGCAGGAGGUCGUUAAGAAACUGAACGAUGACAUCGAGGAAAUGAUUCCCAAAAUGGCUGUCAUCAACGAUAUGAGUGAUCCGCAAAAAUUCAAAUCGUACUACAUAAUGUUGCAGAAUUUCAUUGAUCAAUUGAAGACAUUCGAUGACUACGUGGCUUGGAUCAAUAAGGAGGAGAAGCUGUUUAAAAUACCGCAAACCCAGUAUCCGACCAUGGAUGUUUUGAAAACGUUCGUUUAUCCCUUUGCAACACUUAUGAAAUUAUGCAUCAAUUGGCUACGCUACUACAAUGUUUGGAUGGAUGGCCCCUUCGAAUACUUAGAACCGAAAUUUGUGGAAUUUACAACGGACAACUACCUGAAAGAGUUUCAAAAAAACCAAAAGUAUUAUAGGCAAAAAAUAAAACAGGAUCUCAUAGACAAUCCCGUGUGCAAGUUCAAGGGCCAAACGGAAGAUCCUGACCCCAACAAUCACCCUGUACCACUGAGGUUGUGCAACAAGAUGAUUCAAUCGAUCAAGGAUUUCACCACGGGCGUCUUCAUUGUCAACAAUAUGUGUAAUCCGGCAUUAAGGAAACGCCAUUGGAAGGAGAUGUCCGAAAUUGCCGAAUUCGACAUUACCCCAGAUGCGGGUACAACGUUGAGGAAAAUUCUUAACUAUAAUUUGGACUCGAAACUGGAUCAAUUCGAAAUCAUCAGUGUAAGUGCCAACAAGGAGCUGCAACUGUGGAAUAGUUUACAGGCCAUGAUACAUGAGUGGGACCAGAGAGUGUUUCCCAUUGGGCCGUACAAGGAGACCGAUGUACAAAUUCUCUCCAACAUGGAUGAUAUUCAAGCUCUCUUGGAUGAUCAUAUACUGAAAACCCUGUCGAUGCGUGGAUCGGCUUUCAUGAAACCCUGUGAGACCGAAGUGCUGGCCUGGUACGAGAAAAUCAAGCGGGUUAAUGAGACCCUGGAUCAAUGGGGCAAAGUACAGUCGAACUUUUUGUAUCUUCUGCCCAUAUUCUCAUCCAAGGACAUUGUAAGUCAGAUGCCCGAGGAGGGACGCCUAUUUACAAUCGUGGAGCAAACAUUUACUCGCAACAUGACCAUGAUCCUGAGGCAACCUUUGGUAAUGGAAACAGCUCCUGCGCCCGGCUUGCUUGAGUCCUUGGUCAAGGCGGUCGAGCUAUUGGAUGACAUUACCAAUGGUGUCAAUAACUAUUUGGAAAAGAAGCGUUUGUAUUUUCCACGUUUCUUCUUUCUCUCUAAUGACGAAAUGCUGGAAAUCCUUUCGGAGACGAAAGAUCCUUUGAGGGUCCUACCGCAUUUGAGCAAAUGUUUCGAAGGCAUCAACAGUUUGGAAUUCGAUAGGCAUAAGAGUGUGCUCUCCAUGAUCAGUUCAGAGAUGGAAGUGGUCAAGUUUGUUGAUAACGUUUCCACUGCAGCGGCGGGAGGAAGUGUUGAGAAAUGGUUGUUGGGAGUGGAGGCGGAAAUGCUGAAAGCUGUCCGCAAACAGAUGGAAUUAUCCUACGAGCACUAUCCCACCCUGGAGAGAUUUGAGUGGGUCCUGCACUGGCCUCAAAUGGUUAUCUUGUGCAUAUCCCAGGUCUAUUGGGCCAGUAAUGUCCAUGCAAAUCUACGAAAGUCUCUGAGUGAGCCCCAAGCUCUGGGGAACUUUUUUGACGAGCUCAAUACUGAUUUGCGACAAAUAGUUGAUCUCGUCCGUUCGCCCGUCAUUAGCAAUCUUAAUCGCAUAUCCAUAAAAUCCCUCAUUGUCAUUGAUGUCCAUGCCAAGGAUGUGGUGGAGGAACUGAUUCGUCUGAAGAUUAGCAGCGAGUACGAUUUUCAAUGGAUGUCCCAACUCCGCUACUAUUGGGAGGAUGAUAACAGCUGGGUGAGGAUCAUCAAUGCCACCAUACCCUUCGCCAAUGAAUACUUGGGAAAUUCCGAUCGCUUGGUGAUCACCCCACUAACAGAUCGUUGUUAUAGGACCCUGGUGGGGGCCUAUCAGCUGCACUUGAAUGGUGCCCCCGAGGGACCAGCAGGAACGGGAAAAACGGAAACCACCAAGGACUUGGCAAAAGCUUUGGCGGUUCAAUGCAAGGUUUUCAAUUGCUCCGAUGGCCUGGACUACAAAGCCAUGGGGAAAUUCUUCAAAGGUUUGGCCUCCUGUGGAGCCUGGGCUUGUUUUGAUGAAUUCAAUCGCAUCGAAUUGGAAGUGUUGUCUGUGGUGGCUCAACAGAUCCUUUUGAUCAUUCAGGCCGUUCGGACCAAAGCUACCAAGUUUGUCUUCGAAAACACUGAACUUACUUUGAACCCGGCCUGCUAUGUCUGUAUCACCAUGAAUCCGGGCUAUGCUGGACGAUCAGAGUUGCCCGACAAUCUAAAGGUUCUAUUCCGCUCCGUGGCCAUGAUGGUGCCCGACUAUGCCAUGAUCGGUGAAAUUUCUCUAUACUCCUAUGGCUUUAUAGAUGCUCGCAAACUGGCCGUCAAAAUAGUGACCACCUAUCGUUUGUGCUCGGAACAGUUGUCCAUGCAGAAUCACUACGACUACGGAAUGAGGGCCGUCAAAACUGUGCUCUCGGCCUGUGGCAACAUUAAAAAGCAGUUUCCCAACGAGGUGGAGGACAUUUUAUUGUUGCGCUCCCUCAUCGAUGUGAAUUUACCCAAGUUCAUGUCUUUUGACAUUCCACUCUUUGAGGGCAUUAUAUCGGACAUUUUUCCAGGCAUACAAUUGCCCUCCAUUGACUACAGUCUGUUGGAAGCCGAAUUCAAGAGCUUCUGCAACGAAAUGGAUUUGGAACCCGCAACGACUUUUUUGACUAAGGUCAUACAAACCUUUGAGAUGAUCAUUGUACGUCAUGGCUUUAUGCUGGUUGGGGAACCGCUGUCAGGCAAAAGUAAAACGCUCGAGAUUUUAGCCAAGAUCCUUUCGUCCCUAAAGCUUAAGGCUCCAGACAAGAGUCCCUACUAUCAGCAUGUGCAAAUGGGCAUUAUGAAUCCCAAGUCAAUAACAAUGAAUCAGUUGUACGGCUCCUUCGAUCCGGUCUCCUAUGAGUGGACAGAUGGCUUAGUGGCCCGAGUAUUUCGAGAAUUUGCUAUGUCUCCCACGCCGGACCGGAAAUGGGUUGUAUUUGAUGGUCCCGUUGAUGCAGUAUGGAUUGAAAAUAUGAAUACAGUCUUGGACGACAAUAAGAAGCUGUGCUUAACUUCGGGCGAAGUAAUCACCAUGACCAAGGAAAUGUCAAUGAUUUUUGAAGUUAUGGACCUAUCCCAGGCAUCUCCGGCAACUGUCUCGCGUUGUGGCAUGAUUUAUAUGGAACCCACAUCACUCGGUUGGCAAGCUUUCGCCAAGUCUUGGCUGAAGCGUUCGGAUAAACGUUGGGCUGAAGAGGAAAAUUUUGCCUAUGUUUUAGCAUUGUUUUCAUGGUUAUUCGAGCCGUGCUUGGACUUCAUACGGAAACAUUGCAAACAGUAUUUGCAUCCAGGAGAAUAUAAUCGCCUCCAAACUACAUUCGACAUUUUCGACAUGUGCCUAAGUGAAGCCAUAGAGGAAAAUCCCGAUGAUUAUCAAAAAUAUUUGCCCAUGUAUUUUCAAGCUGCCAUCACAUUUGGCCUGGUUUGGGGAGUCGCAGGUAUUAUUGAUUCCAGUUCUCGUGAGAAAUUUGAUAAAUUUUAUAGAGAACUGUGGACCUCAGAGGAGAGUAUACCGGAAACCAUUGGGAAAAUAGACAUAUCAAUGCCUGCAGAAGGAUUACUGGUAGACUAUUUCUACAUCUUCAAACAGAGGGGAUCGUGGCGUUCAUGGCAAGAUGUUGCCAAACGUCUCGACGUCGAGGAGACUUCCCUGGGGGUUCAAGUGCCCACCAUCGAUACUGUGCGCUACAUGCAUUUGCUAAAAUUGCACAUUGAUCACAAGAAGCGAAUUUUAUUGGUGGGGCCAACGGGGACGGGUAAAAGUAUUUACAUCCAAAACUAUCUCAUGAACAAACUUGACAAUGAAACUUGCGAAUCGGCUUUUGUUACAUUCACCGUCAUGAUCUCAGCAAAUCAAACCCAGGAACUCUUGAUAUCGAAGCUUCAAAAAUGGAAACGUGGCAUUUAUGGACCUCCAAAGGGUAAACAGCUGGUUAUUUUCGUGGAUGACAUGAAUAUGCCCAUCAAAGAGGAGUACGGUGCUCAGCCACCUUUGGAAUUAUUGAGGCAGUAUUUCGAUUAUGGUCAUGUGUACGAUUUGAAGGACAGCUCCAAGAUCUUUAUAAACAAUGUGACCAUUGUGAGCGCUUGCGGUUUGCCUGGAGGCAGUCGCCAAGAUGUGUAUGCUCGCUUUUUGAGCCACUUCAAUGUCUUCUCGAUUGACACAUUCAGCGACGACACCAUGAAUCGUAUUUUUGUCAAUGUCCUGCUCAAUGGCUUUCGUAAGACGGGCCAUGGCAGCGAUGUCUUUGCCAUGGCCAAUGCCAUUGUCACAGCCACCCAGCAAAUUUAUAAGCUGGUGCAAGCGGAAAUGAGAGCCACACCAGCCAAGAGCCAUUACAUUUUCAAUUUGCGCGACAUAUCUCGAGUGGUGACCGGCUGCUCGCUUUUGCGCAAGGAGUCGGUGAGUGACAAGAAGAUAUUCAUUCGUUUGUGGUAUCACGAGGCUAUGCGAGUAUUCUACGAUCGCUUGAUCGAUGAUGGUGACCGCCAAUGGAUGUUCACAAAAUUGAAUGAGUGUGUGCGCAUGAAUUUCAGAGACAAAACGGAAUCGGCCUUUGACAAUUACUUUACCGAGUUGGAGACGGGAGAACGCAUUUUCACCAUGGACGGUGCCAAUUGCAUAUUUUUUGGUGUCUAUUUCGACGAAGACUCUGUGGUAGACGAAAGACGCUACGAAGAGAUUCCCAAUAUGGAGACCCUGUACAAAUUUGCCGUCAGCAGCCUGGAGGACUAUAACUCAACAAGGAGAACUAAAAUGGAUAUUACCCUCUUUACCUUUGCACUGCAGCACUUGAAUCGCAUCUGCCGCAUCAUUUCCAUAAAUGGAGCCAGUGCCCUUCUCAUAGGCUUGGGUGGAUCGGGGCGUCAGUCAUUGACCAAACUGGCCACCAAUAUGGUGCAGACUUCCUUCUUUCAGCCGGAGAUAACUAAGAACUAUGGACCCAAUGACUGGCAUGACGACUUGAAAACUGUUCUUAAGGAGGCUGGCGGAAUGGACAAACACACAGUUUUCCUAGUCACGGAGAAUCAAAUCAAAAUGGAGCUGUUCCUGCAAGAUAUCGACUGUCUGCUGAACCAGGGAGAAGUUCCCAACAUCUAUGCCAUUGACGAAAAGCAGGAGAUCUUGGAAUUGGUGCGACUGGCUGCCCAAGGGGGCAAUCGCAAUAUUGACAUAUCUCCCGUGCAGGUCUUUUCAUACUUCGUCAAUCGUUGCAAGAGAAAGUUGCACAUAGUUCUGUGCCUGUCGCCCAUCGGUGAUAGCCUAAGGACUCGUGUGCGCCUGUACCCUUCGCUAGUAAAUUGCUGUACAAUCGACUGGUACCAGAGUUGGCCCGAGGAAGCUUUGCAAAUGAUUGCCAAGAUUUCCUUGGAAAAAGUCAAUGUACCCACCGAGGAGAUAAAACAGUCGAUUGUGGAGACUUGCCAAUAUUUCCACACCACAGCGAGUAAUGUGUGUGGGAAUUUCUGUGAACUCACCGGCAGACACAUCUAUCUCACGAAUGCUUCAUUUUUGGAACUCAUUCAAUCGUAUCAGUCCCUUAUGGAUCGCAAGCAGAAAGAGGUCAUGGGUGCCAAGAUGCGUUACAUAGGAGGCCUGGACACCUUGGCCAGUGCUGCGGCUGCCAUUUCUGUCAUGCAAAAAGAGUUGAACGCUUUGCAGCCCAAACUUCUGAGUAUGGCCGACAAAUCGCGACAGAUGAUGUUGGAAAUCAAUACCGAGACCAUAGCAGCCCAAGCAGCAGCGGAACAAGUGAAGAAGGACGAGGCCGUGGCCGCUGUGCAGGCAGAAGCGGCUCAGGUACUGAAAGGUGAGUGUGAGAAGGAUUUGGCGCAGGCCAUUCCGGUGCUGGAAGAAGCUCUGCAGGCCCUCAACACCCUCAAACCUGCCGAUAUAACGUUGGUCAAGUCUAUGAAAAAUCCACCCUCUGUCAUAAAACUCGUAAUGGCAGCCGUGUGUGUUAUCAAAGGCAUUCCAUCCGAUCGCAUUGCUGACCCGGCCUCCGGCAAAAUGGUCAACGACUAUUGGGGUCCUAGUAAACGCAUACUGGGAGAUCUGAAUUUCUUGCAAACCCUCAAGGAUUUUGAUAAGGACAACAUAAAUGCGGAUAUCAUGAAGAAAAUACGCAAGGACUACAUACCGCACAAGGAUUUCAAUCCCAAUAUUGUGGCGAAGGCUUCAAGUGCCGCCAAAGGACUGUGUCAAUGGAUUAUCGCCAUGGACCUGUACGAUAAUGUGGCCAAAAUUGUUGCACCCAAAAAGGCCAAGUUGGCAGCAGCCGAAAAGGAGUAUGCCGAUACCAUGACCUACCUCAAUGAGAAAAGGGAGCUAACAGCUGCCUUGGAGGCCAAAGUGGCCAGGCUGAAUGAGGACUUGGAAAAGGCCAACAUAGAAAUGAGGAGAACCCAAGAUGAGGCCGAUUUGUGCCAGGAAAAAUUAACAAGAGCCAAAUCCCUCAUUGAUGGCCUGGGAGGAGAGAAGUCUCGCUGGACCAAAGCGGCUGACAACCUGCAGGUCCUCCAUGACCAUCUGCCGGGAGACAUACUGCUCUCGUGUGGCGUCAUAGCCUACCUCUCGGCAGUCAACUUCAAAUUCCGUGCACAGUGUGUGGAUGAUUGGUAUGAAAAGUGUGUCCGCCUGCGAAUACCUGUUUCAGAAGGUUACACUAUAACCAAGGCCUUAGGGGUAGAAAUUAAAAUACAGCACUGGAACAUCAACGGCUUACCCAACGAUGUCUUUUCCACCGAAAAUGCCAUAAUAUCGGCGAAUUCCAGUCGCUACAGCCUCUUCAUCGAUCCCCAAGGUCAAGCCAAUUAUUGGAUAAAAAACAUGGAACGGAAAAACCGUCUCAGUUCCGUGAAAUUUAACCAGGCCAAUUAUAUGAAGGUCAUAGCCGAAUCCAUGGAGUAUGGUUAUCCGGUGAUUAUCGAAAAUGUUCUGGAGGAGCUUGAAGUUCCCCUGGAUCCCAUACUAUUGAGGAGAACCUUUUUACAGGGUGGUCAGAAACACAUCAGCCUGGGCGAUAACAUUGUACCCCUCAACGAUAACUUUCGUCUAUAUAUGACCAGCAAUCUAAGAAAUCCCCACUUCCUUCCGGAAACCUUCAACAAAGUGACCAUUAUAAACUUUGCUUUGACCCAAAAUGCCCUAGAAGAUCAGUUGCUGAGCAUAGUGGUGGCCAAAGAGAGGCCUGAUUUGCAGGAGCUGCGCAUGACCCUGACGGCGGAAGCGGCCAAGAAUAAAACUGCCCUAAUCGAAGCGGAAAACAUGAUUUUAAAAACCUUGACCACUUCCGAAGGAGACAUUCUGGAAAAUGAGGGAGCCAUCCAAAUUCUGGGAGAAUCCCAAACCUUGUCCACUGAAAUAGCCGCCAAACAGGAGGCUUCCAAGGAGACAACAGCCAAAAUUGAAGCAUUCCGCCUCAACUAUAAACCUGUAGCCAUCCACUCCUCCAUACUGUACUACUCUAUAACGGAUAUGCCCAACAUUGAUCCCAUGUAUCAGUUUUCCCUGAGUUGGUACAUCAACUUGUACAUGUACUCCAUCGAAACGGCCAACAAAUCCAAGGAGUUGCCGCGACGCAUCAAAUUCCUUGUCGAUGCUGUAAGCAGGAAUCUCUACAACAACGUCUGCCGAUCCAUAUUUGAGAAGGACAAGUUGCUGUUUUCCUUCAUACUCUGCGCCCGCAUUCUACUGGGCAACAAUCAAAUUCAAAUGAGGCAUUUGGCUCAUCUACUCACGGCAGCCAAAGAAAGUCGCCAAGGUUCCAGUAAUCCUGAUUCCUCGUGGAUCUCAGAAGGGAUUUGGGCCAAUGUGGUGCGUUUAGAAGAGUUCCAUGAAUUGAAAGGCAUUGUCGACUCAUUCCGCAAUAACACGGCAGCUUGGAAGAAAAUCUACGACCAUGCAGAACCUGAAGUGCAGCCACUGCCGGAUGGCUGGCAAAACAAAACGACCCGCUUCGAGAAGAUUUUAGUUUUGAAAUGUCUAAGGCCCGACAAGGUCUUUUUGGCCAUUCGCAACUUUAUUUCGGCCGAACUUGGCUCACAGUUCGUAACACCGCCAGAGUUUGACAUCAGCAAGUCGUUCACAGAAUCAACGGCAUUGACGCCCCUCAUAUUCAUUCUGUCGCCUGGAGCCGAUCCCUUGGGAUCUCUAUUGUCGUUUGCCGAAAAAAUGGGUCACGAUGAAACCUUCCAGAGUAUAUCGUUAGGUCAAGGCCAAGGUCCCAUAGCUCAGCAUCUUAUCAAAGGGGCCCAAGAAAUGGGCUAUUGGGUGUGUUUGCAAAAUUGCCACUUGGCCGCCUCUUGGAUGCCCAAAUUGGAAUAUCUUUGGGAAAACAUGGAUACAUUUAAUACCUCACCAUCUUUUCGAUUGUGGCUAACAAGUUAUCCCACAUCGCAAUUUCCAGUGGCCCUUUUACAAAAUGGGGUAAAAAUGACCAAUGAACCUCCCACCGGCCUAAAAGAGAAUAUUAUGCGUUCAUACAAUUCGGAGCCAAUCAACGAACCCACAUUCUAUACAGGUGUGGCCAAACAGGAUCGGGCAUUCACCCGCUUACUCUUUGGCAUAUGUUUCUUUCAUGCUGUGGUGCAAGAAAGACGUAAAUAUGGUCCUCUGGGUUGGAAUAUUGCCUAUGGGUUCAAUGAGUCCGAUCUACAAAUCUCUGUGCUACAAUUGAGUAUGCUGCUUAACCAAUACGAUCAUGUACCAUACGAUGCAAUUGGAUAUCUGACGGCGGAAUGUAAUUACGGUGGUCGUGUUACUGAUACUUGGGAUCGCCGAGCCAUUACCACCAUUCUAGCCGAUUAUGUCAAUAACGAUGUGGUCACCGAUAAUCGUUAUAAAUUUGCUGCCGAAGAUCGCUUUACAGUACCACGCAAAACAGAACAUCGGGAAAUUCUGCGAUAUGUCAGCGAAAAUUAUCCCAGCUUAGCAACUCCUGAUGCCUAUGGCCUGCAUGAGAACUCUGGUAUCACGCGUGAUUUGCAAACUACCAAAACCCUGACGGAUGCCAUGGUCCUUAUACUGGGCAGUGAGGUCACAUCAAAUGUGGGCGAAGGACACAGUGCUGAUCAGCAGUUGUUGGAUACAGUGAUGCAAAUUGUGGCUGGCAUGCCGGCCAACAUGGAUGUUGAGGAUGCCAAGAAGAAAUACCCUGUGGACUACAAUGAGUCCAUGAACACUGUCAUUAGUCAGGAAAUGGAACGUUUUCUAAAGUUGCAACUUGAAAUACGCUCAUCGUGCCAUGACAUUGAGAAUGCGGUGCAUGGCAUUAUCGUUAUGACACCAGAAUUGGAGGCUGUUAUAAAUGCCAUCAAAUUGAAUCGCGUGCCAAGCCAAUGGAUGAAGAAAUCUUAUCCAAGUUUAAAGCCAUUGGCAUCCUAUAUACAAGAUUUCUAUAGGAGGUUAAACUGGCUUCAUCAUUGGCACCAACACAAUAAACCGUCCACAUUUUGGAUAUCCGGCUUCUUUUUUACGCAAGCAUUUCUCACUGGAGCCAUGCAAAAUUAUGCACGCAAAUAUAAAAUACCCAUUGAUACGUUAACUUUUGACCACCAAGUACUGGACGUGGACGACAAAGACCAACCACCUGCAGAUGGCGUCUAUGUAAAUGGCCUCUUUUUGGAGGGAGCUCGUUGGAAUUGGGAAGAGAACGUUAUGGACGAGCAACUGCCUAAAGUUCUGAUAUAUCCCAUGCCGGCCAUAUAUUUGAGGCCAACAACCAUACUGGAACUAAAAGAAGCAGCUCGCUAUAAAAGUCCCUUGUACAAGACAGCCGAGCGCAAAGGCACUUUAUCCACAACAGGUCACUCGACGAACUAUGUGAUACCAAUAUUUUUGAAUACAAAAGUCAAGGCUUCUCACUGGGUGAAGCGAAGUGCGGCAUUGAUAUGUCAGACGAGCGACUGAAACAAAUUAUUUUAUUUAUGAUACAUAACAUUUUAUUAAUUCAAUGUAAUUAUUUUAUAAAUUCAUAAAUAAAUAGAUGUAUAUA